Molecule: messenger RNA, 1589 nt
Organism: Crotalus tigris (Tiger rattlesnake)
Lineage: Eukaryota; Metazoa; Chordata; Lepidosauria; Squamata; Viperidae
Gene: KLHDC2
Product: kelch domain containing 2
Exons: 14
Coding region: 150-1370 (406 amino acids)
Molecular function (GO): protein binding
Source: RefSeq, a predicted model, not a curated record
AGGAGAGCCCGUGUUUAAGCUCAUAUCAACAUCAAGAGAUUUCAUGGCUGCUUGGUUGUGCUUCUGUUCCAUCAACGCACUAUAACAACCUUCAAGCCUUGAGGCUGACAGUGGUGGUGGGAAGUUCAGGAUAAUAUCCCAUUAUCAGUAUGGCAGAUGACAAUGAAGAAUUGCCAGCAGAGGAAGAUCUACCGGUAUCAGAGGAAAAUUUAGAACAGCUGAACAUGGGCAGCCCACCUGAGCGGAGUGGUCAUGUGGCUGUUACUGAUGGAAAAUGCAUGUUUAUUUGGGGUGGAUAUAAGAAUGCUCAAGUGAGGGGCAUUUAUGACUUCUAUCUGCCAAGAGAUGAAAUCUGGAUCUAUAACAUGGAAACUGAACGAUGGACAAAACACAGAACCACAGGAGAUGUGCCUCCAUCUAUGUCAGGAAGCUGUGCUGUGUGCGUGGACAAGGUUUUGUAUCUGUUUGGAGGGCACCAUGAUUGUGGCAACACAAAUAAGUUCUAUAUGCUAAACUCCAGAUCAAAUGAUGGAGUGUUGCAGUGGGUCAGAGUGGACUGCCAGGGUAUUCCUCCAUCAUCAAAAGACAAGCUCGGAGUAUGGGUUUAUAGAAAUAAACUUAUAUUCUUUGGUGGCUAUGGCUAUUAUCCUGAUGUGGAGCAGAUUGGAACCUUUGAGUUUGAUGAAACCUCUUUUUGGAAUUCAGGUCUUCCUAGAGGGUGGAAUAAUCACGUACAUGUCCUAGAUACGGAGACGUUUACUUGGAGCCAGCCUGUGACCACGGGUAAAUCACCAUCACCCCGAGCCGCCCAUGCUUGUGCUACAGUUGGAAACAGAGGAUAUGUCUUUGGAGGCAGAUACCGAGAGUCUAGAAUGAAUGAUCUUUAUUUUCUUAAUCUGGAAACAUGGGAAUGGCAACAAAUAGUUGUGCAGGGCAGUUGCCCUGUUGGACGAUCUUGGCAUUCUUUAACUACCAUUUCCUCAGAUCAUCUCUUCCUCUUUGGUGGCUUCACAACAGACAAGCAGCCACUCAGUGAUGCCUGGAUCUAUUGCAUCAGUAAAAAUGAAUGGAUACAGUUUGAACACAACUAUUUAGAGAAACCCCGACUCUGGCACACCGCCUGCGCAAGUGAUGAGGGAGAAGUGAUCGUCUUUGGGGGCUGUGCCAGCAAUUUACUUGCCCAUCACAAAGCAGCACAUAGUAAUGAGAUACUUGUGUUUUCUCUUCAACCCAAAUCCCUGGCAAGAUUGUGUCUAGAGGCUGUUAUGUGCUUUAAAGAGACCCUGGCCAGUUCCUGGCACUGCCUUCCCAAGCACCUGCUCCAUAGACUCAACCAGCGCUUUGGUAGUAACAACACAUCUGGAUCAUAGGGAGAAUCUUCACUGGUCAUGCUGUAUAUAGAUGGCCCUUCUAUAAAAAGAUGUAAUAAUUUUACCAUCCCUGAAUGACAAAAAGAAAUUUGUAUAAAAUGUUCCUGUGUUGUAAUUAGUGACUACGUUUUGAUGUCUUUUGAUUGCAUGUGAAUAACUUAGAAAGAGAACCUAUUUUUGUGUAAGAUUUGGUUGCAAUAAAUGUAUUAUUUAAUGCAA